CACUGGGUGCGGCGUUUAUUUCAGCGGCGGCCAGUUUCCCCGGACUGGUCUAAAAUUAAGGUACCAGCAUCUCCUGCCUUCCAGCUCACUCUUGUGCCUGCUGUCCCUGACCCAGUCAUGCCUCGGGGCCAGAAGAGUAAGCUCCGUGCUCGUGAGAAACGCCGCCAGGCCCGAGGUGAGCCCCAGAGCCUUGAGGGUCCUCAGGCCACUGCAGCAAAUGUUGAAGAGUCCUCUGACUCUCCUGUUUCUGGGGAUACUCUCCCGAGUCCCCCUGCUGCUGACACUUCCCAGGAGCCUCGGGGAUCCCCAGCCACUAGCUCUCCUACUGCAGGUGUUUCACGCCCAAGAUCUAAUGUAGAUGCCAAGAGCCAAGCUGAGAAAACGAAAAAUUCCUCUCAGGCCUCAACUUCCCCUGAGAGUGCUCACAAAGAUCUUCUAACCAGGAAGGUGGGGGUGUUGAUGCAGUUCCUGCUAGAAAAGUAUACAAUGGGGGCACCCAUUUUGAAGUCAGACAUGCUGAAGAUCAUCCACAGAAGGUACAAGGAGCACUUUCCCGAGAUCCUCAGGAAAGCCUCUGAGCACAUGGAGCUGGUCUUUGGCCUGGAAUUAAAGGAAGUCAAGCCCAGCGGUCACUCCUAUAUCCUGGUCAGCAGCCUAGACCUCACCGCUGAUGGCAGUGUGAGCAGUGCCUGGGGCUUUCCUAAGAAUGGGCUUCUCAUGCCUCUUUUGAGUGUGAUCUUCUUGAGUGGCAACCGAGCCUCUGAGAAGGAUAUCUGGGAAUUCCUGAAUAUUUUGGGCAUCUAUGAUGGCAGGAAGCAUUCGGUCUUUGGGGACCCCAGGAAGCUCAUCACCCAAGAUCUGGUGCAGGAAAAGUAUCUGGAGUACCGCCAGGCACCCGGUAGUGAUCCUCCACGCUUCGAGUUCCUGUGGGGCCCGAGAGCCCACGCUGAGACCAGCAAGAUGAGAGUCCUGGAGUUUUUGGCCAAGGUUCAUGAUACAGUCCCCAGCGCCUUCCCAUUCCAUUACGAAGAGGCUCUGCGAGAUGAGGAAGAGCGGGCCCGAGCCAGAGCCACAGCUGCGGCUGCCUCUCCUACCCAGGCCGAUGCACGUUCCCAGGUCAAGUCCAGCCUCUCCUCUCCUCCCUAGAGAGGGCUGAGGCAGAUUCUUUGCUUUGUAGUUGUUGAGAGCUGCCAGCUUUUAAGUAGUGAGAGGCUAAGGUGGGGUUGGAGAGGCCAUAAUAUAUAUCUUCUUUGUUUUUCUGUCGUAUAUUGGUAGCUUACAAAUGUUCCUUUCAGGAAGAAUGUUUAUUUAGAUUUAGAAUCCAAGUUUAUAAAUGACAUAGAUCACACAUUGCUGUUUAUCAGAUUUAAGAGUAAGAGUUUUGGUGUUGUAUAAUGAAGCUAGAAAAUCCUUACAUCUUCUUCGGGUUCCACAACAACAUAAUACGGCUUUGGAAUGGAGAUUUUUCUUAAGAGUUAGAGUUUUGGUGUUGUGUAAUAAAGCUUGAGAAUCUUUGCCUCUCCUUUGGAUUCCAGAAUAACACAAUAUGGCUUUGGAAUGGGGAUUUCCUUAAGAGUAAGAGUUUUGGUGUUGUGUAAUAAAACUUUAAAAUCCUUGCUGCUUCUUUG
Messenger RNA from Mustela lutreola (European mink), 1628 nucleotides. RefSeq names its product melanoma-associated antigen B2-like. The transcript has 2 exons. The coding region runs from base 118 to 1146 and encodes 342 amino acids. Gene Ontology annotation, cellular component: nucleus. NCBI's taxonomy places the organism in Eukaryota, Metazoa, Chordata, Mammalia, Carnivora, Mustelidae. The record is from RefSeq and is a predicted model, not a curated record. Gene Ontology annotation, biological process: negative regulation of transcription by RNA polymerase II.